Mandrillus leucophaeus (drill) is the source of this 1771-nucleotide messenger RNA. It is a transcript of the gene DDRGK1, whose product is annotated as DDRGK domain containing 1. The record is from RefSeq and is a predicted model, not a curated record. The transcript is spliced from 6 exons. Lineage: Eukaryota; Metazoa; Chordata; Mammalia; Primates; Cercopithecidae. Bases 74 to 1027 code for a protein of 317 amino acids.
GGGAAAUGGAGGCGGGGCCUAGGAGAUUCCGGCCUCAGGGUGGACGCAGUGGUUCUGCACCGAGGGCCUCGUCAUGGUGGGACCCGUGUGGUACUUGGUAGCGGCGGCUCUGCUAGUCGGCUUUAUCCUCUUCCUGACUCGCAGCCGGGGCCGGGCGGCAUCAGCCAGCCAAGAGUCACUGCACAAUGAGGAGCUGGCAGGAGCAGGCCGGGUGGCCCAGCCUAGGCCCCUGGAGCCUGAGGAGCCGAGAGCUGAAGGCAGGCCUCGGCGCCGGAGGGACCUGGGCAGCCGCCUACAGGCCCAGCGUCGAGCCCAGCGGGUGACCUUGGCAGAAGCAGAUGAGAAUGAGCAGGAAGCUGUCAUCCUAGCCCAGGAGGAAGAAGACGUUGAGAAGUCAGCGGAAACUCACCUGUCAGGGAAAAUUGGAGCUAAGAAACUGCGGAAGCUGGAGGAGAAACAAGCGCGAAAGGCCCAGCGUGAGGCAGAGGAGGCUGAACGUGAGGAGCGGAAACGACUCGAGUCCCAGCGCGAAGCUGAGUGGAAAAAGGAGGAGGAGCGGCUUCGCCUAGAGGAGGAGCAGAAGGAGGAGGAGGAGAGGAAGGCCCGCGAGGAGCAGGCCCAGCGGGAGCAUGAGGAGUACCUGAAACUGAAGGAGGCCUUUGUGGUGGAGGAGGAAGGCGUGGGAGAGACCAUGACUGAGGAACAGUCCCAGAGCUUCCUGACAGAGUUCAUCAACUACAUCAAGGUAAGCAGCCACGGAACAGAGCCUGAAUGUCAGCUCCCUGCCUGGUGUGUGCAGGUCGGUUGCCUCCAGCAGGGGCUGCAGGCAGUGCAUUCAGGCUCAUGCAGGAGUGGGCAGGGGGGCCUAGAGGGGCAGAGCUGCAGGGUCCUGGCCAGGAGUGUUUCUCCCCGCUCCGACCCCGAAGGUGGAGAAGGACCUGGGUCUGUGUGGGAGGUGCAAGCCUUUGAUCGCUUCCUCACACUCAGUUUGACAGUUUCCCUGCUCUUCAGACCCCACGCUCAGUGAGUCAGUGUGUUUUCAAGUCUCUUCACAUGUGUUUUCUGUCAGUUCUGUCACACUGAGGCUCCACUGAGUUGAAACAAGCAUCCUCUGCCAUGUGCUCCUGACUGGGAACUUGGGUCUUUCAGAGGAAACAGGAUGGUGUUUCCUUUGGAGUCUAGGGUGGGGCGGCAGUGUGUCCCCUUCUGUCUGCAGCCCCUGCGCAGGCCGCCUCAGUGCUGCUCCAGGUUGCAUAAGCACAUCCUACUUUGCUUUGCUGCUAAGCAACUUCUCUCCCACGAAGGAUGCCAUGAGGGGAGAGGUUUUCAAGUGCAACUCAGAGGUGCAGAGGCGGCUGAGGGAAGGAGUGCAGAGGGAGCGGGGGCGGUGGUGGGGGUGCUACUAGGGGCUGCCAAGGACCCAGGGCUUGCAUAAUCCUCCCGCCACCUCUCCUGAAAGAGAGCAGGGUUUAGACGCCUGCCGACAGUGAGGGACUGGGCUCACAGCCUUGAGUCUGGGGUUCCUAAGUGGGGAAAAUGCUGGCAGCUUUGACAGGGUCCUGUCUGCUCAGGCUGUGUGCACUCCCCGCUCAUGGAGCCCUUUCUCUACCCUGGCACACUUGAUUAGGGGCUGCGACCGGGCAGAAUAUCUCUCACACUUGCCUACUGCUGUUUGGAACUUGUCCCCGCCUACCCAGUAGGCAGUAAGAUGGUCCUGAAGCCCCUUCCCUGGAAGCCUUCCCAGGUGGAAUUAGAGGAGGGGGUCAGCUUC